Molecule: messenger RNA, 2430 nt
Organism: Plasmodium gallinaceum
Lineage: Eukaryota; Apicomplexa; Aconoidasida; Haemosporida; Plasmodiidae
Product: translation initiation factor SUI1, putative
Exons: 2
Coding region: 1-2430 (809 amino acids)
Biological process (GO): translational initiation; formation of translation preinitiation complex
Molecular function (GO): translation initiation factor activity
Source: RefSeq, a predicted model, not a curated record
AUGUUCAAAAAUAAAUUAACAUUAGUGAACAAAAAUUUUCUUGGUAACAAAGAUAGAAAAAAAAUAUUUAUAAACGUAAAGAAUACAUUUUUUAUAGAAAGAGAAGAAGAUCUAGAUGAUAUUUUAUGUAAAGAAGACACAAGUGUUUGUAAAGUACAAAAUACAAAAAUAAUUGUGUAUAUAUCGAAAAAUAUUCCAGUUUUAUUUUGUGUUAAUAAUGUUAUUUAUCCAACUGUUUAUACAUUAUGGAAGUUUCCAAAUUUAAUUCCAUGUUUUGUAAUAUAUCCACCUGCAUCAGAAUAUUUAUUAAGGGGUGCAGAUUUGAUGAUCCCAGGGAUAUGCAAAGAAAUUAAUAAUCUAGAAAAACUCAAAGAUGGGAAUGUUUGGGGAGUAAGAGUUUUUAAUAAUCCCUACAUAUUUGCUGUAGGACAAUGUUUGAUUGAAUAUAAAAAUAACAAGGAAUUGUACAAUUCAAAAGGGAAAUGCUUAAAAUUAAUUCAUAUAUUUAAUGAUGAGUUAUGGAAACUAGGUCCCCAAAUUGUACCAGAUAAAAGCUUCAAAAAUAAAGUGAUAGAUUCUGUUGAAGAUAUAGUAGACAAUUUCGAAGAUUUUAAAAUAUAUGAUGAGAGCAAGGGAAAAAAUGAAAUAGAAAAGGAAAAAAAAAAAGAAAACAAAAAAGAUUAUUUUGGAUGGGGAAGUGAUGUAGAUACAGAUCAAGAAAAGGAAAAUAGUUCUCAAAAAUUUAUUGAUAAAAAUAAUGUAGGAAAAAAAAAGGAAGAGGAAGCAAAACGUAAAAGUAUAUCAAAUGAAAAAUACUUAGAAAAUUUUUAUAAACACUUUAAAGUAUUAAUUGAAAAAAAUAAUGAAAAAAAAAAUAUUUCUUAUUGUUUAAAUCAUGAUAAUAAUAAAGACAAACAACAAAAUAAUACUACUGAACAAGUAAUAAAAGUAAAUAAAACAAAUAAAUUGGAAGAAGAUAAUGAAAAAAAAGAGUGUGUUAUUGAUUUUUGUGAAAUUGAAAAAAAUUUAGAUUUAAAUGAAUCGGAUGAAAGAAAUUAUAAUGAAUAUAUUAAAAAUGAUUUAAAUAAUCAUGAAUAUUACGAAAAAAAUAGUAACAAAAAAAGUAAUACUUCUUCAGAGGAUGAUUUUGAUAGUUGUAACCAAAUAAAAAAAAGUCAACACACAAAUAAAGAUUAUGAAUAUAUGAAACAGGAGGAAUUAAAAAAGAGAAAUAAUGAUUUGGAAAUUAAUAAUAAUUCAAGUGAUGAAUUCGAAAAAAAAAAAUUUAUUAAAAACGAAUAUAAAGACGACAUAACGGAAGAAGAGAUAACUGGUACAGUGGAAAUAAAUAAUAAACAGUUGUUUGAAUUAAAUUGUGAACAGCAGGAUUUGUUGAUGUUAUAUUUAAUGUUAGAAGUUUUAUAUUACAUAAAUGAUGAUAAUUUGCCACUUGAUGUUUCUGGUGUUUAUAGUAGAAUGACUAAAGAAUGCGCAUAUAUUCAUAGGAAUAAAAAAUUUCUAGGAGAGUUACAUAAAUGUAACGUAUCUUAUGAUGAUAUAAAAAAAAUUAAGAAUAAUGAAAUAUAUAUAACAUUAGAUGUAAAAAAAUCAAGUUAUAAAAAAUUAAUAAAAUUUAUUCAGAAUUGCGUAAAAAUAAAAUUGAUAAAAAUUAAAGAAAAAAGAAACAUUGUAUCCAUAGUAAAUAUUCAUAAAGAAAAUCCUUUAUUAGCAUCAUAUGAGCCAACACCAACUAAUGCAAAAAAAAAAAUUGAAAACGAGGAUGAAAACGAAAAUAUAAAGACAGAUUUAAUUAAUAAAGGGCCGCAAGUAUUAGAAUUUUAUAUGCCAACAAAUAAAACGUUAGAUAUAUUUCGAUAUGUAGAUAUUAAAACCGAAAAAAAUUCUUAUUUUAAUAUAACUCAAUUAAAAGAUAUAUUUAAAUCAUAUAUUAAAUUAGAAAAUUUGCAAGAUAAGAAUGAUAUGCAUUUAAUAAACAUAAAUGAAACAUUACAUUCAUCUUUAUCUAUCGAUGAUAAUAUUGAUAAAUUACCUUAUGAAACAAUUUUAAAUCAGUUUAUUUCAAUUCAACAACCAUGUUAUUCAAUAAUUAAACCUUAUGCAAAUUUUGAUAUUGAGCCAAUUAAAAUAAUAAAAGGGGUAUGCCCAUCCGUUCAUAUUUAUUCUAUUGCAAGAAUGAGAGGGAAAAAAUUCGUUACACAUAUAACAAAUUUAUAUUUAUUUCAUUUAGAUCUUAACAAAUUUUCUGAAUAUUUACAAAAGCAACUAGCAUGUUCAUGUACUAUUGUAAUUUCUCCAUCAACAAAAAAAGAAGAAGUAUUAGUUCAAGGUAAUGUAGUUAAUCAAAUAUAUAAAAUUUUAGUAAAUAAUUACUAUCUUCCAAAAAAAUACAUAGUAUUAAACGCAAAAUAA